Molecule: messenger RNA, 478 nt
Organism: Phlebotomus papatasi
Lineage: Eukaryota; Metazoa; Arthropoda; Insecta; Diptera; Psychodidae
Product: tenecin-1-like
Exons: 4
Coding region: 1-333 (110 amino acids)
Biological process (GO): defense response to bacterium; humoral immune response
Source: RefSeq, a predicted model, not a curated record
AUGUAUCCAAAAUCCGAACACCUCCAGUCCGCUGUGGGCAACCGAACUAUACCACCAGCAAAAGGCUUAGCUUGGAGCGAAAGGCGGGAAGGAAAUCCCAUCUGUAGGGCUCUAUUUCGCUAUCAGAUUGUUGCAGUGUUCCUUGUACCCAAGGAAGAUGCAAUAGAACUUACAGUGGAGGAAAAUCCUGAACUAGUGUUUCAACCUCGAGUAACUUGCGAUAUCCUUGGACCAACUGGAUGGGGUGAUGCUUUCUGUGCAGGACAUUGCAUCUACCUGGGCUACGCAGGAGGAUGGUGCGAUGAUCGCAAAGUCUGCAACUGCAGGAAUUGAAAAAAAUAUAUUAUUUCUUACAAUGUAUGCUGAAUAAUCAUAUUAUCUUGAGAAAUAAUAAAAAUCUUCGUUUUCCUUAUACGAAAAAACUAGUUAUAUUUUGUUAACAGGUGAUUACAAUUAAUUUGAGAAGCUCGAUUAUAAU